This is a messenger RNA of Loa loa (African eye worm), 1054 nucleotides long. RefSeq lists its product as hypothetical. Lineage: Eukaryota; Metazoa; Nematoda; Chromadorea; Rhabditida; Onchocercidae. The record is from RefSeq and is a predicted model, not a curated record. The coding region runs from base 143 to 823 and encodes 226 amino acids. The transcript is spliced from 5 exons.
UCUGUCUGCAGCAAAUUCCUUAUUUUCCUCAUUACUGAUCAAUCUUUCCUGUACAGAAGUUCUUUUUCUGUUGUCCAACAAAAAAUUCACCUUUAUAACAAAUUUUCUUCAAAUUUUUUUCGAUCCCAUCAAUCAAUACAAUAUGCUGGACGCUUUCUAUGGCUAUUUCUUUGGCAGUGAGGAUGUUAAUGGCAACAACACAAAAGAGAAUGUUGCCGUGCUGACGAAUUCCACCGAAUUGGUUGCUUGUACUUUACCAAGCAGAAGUUCGGAAACCAAGGAUGACGAUUGGAUUUUGCUUGAUGGGCAGUUAUCUUCCGGUCGUUCCACACCGGUGAUUAUUCCGGAACCGGAUCUGAUAGCAAUCGAUGAUGAACUCUCAGCAGUGAUUACGGAAUCUUUGCGACCACUGUCGCCCGCAUCGACUCUUCCACAUAAUGACGUACUGCUGCAGGAACCUGUCAGAUGCGACUGUACGCGGGAUUUAAGUCGAGGAUCACGCAGCGGAAUAUCGGGGAAGCAUGUCGAACGAAUGCGUCAGGCAAAACAGAAGGCUAUCGAGAAAAAGGAGUUGGAACGAAAGCUUUUCGAGAAUCAACUGCUUGGAAUAAGUAGUGACGCGGACAAAAAAUAUUCGAACACCAUCAUCAACAACAGUGCCAACAAUAAAACACUGAAUAUGUUGAAUAAUGCUGCUAAAAUGAAAAGAUCCACCGCCGCUGGUCAUUUUGCAACGGAUUCAAAAACGAAACCGCGCUCAAAAAAAACCAAUCGUUUGUUGGCUGGACGUAACAACGAUCGUAAAGUGAACACUUUGAAUUAGGACUUAGUACGAGCUCGGAGAGGUGGUCAACAAACAAACAUGGAUUUUAGUUUCAUUUCAUUUUGCGUCAAAUGACCAUCGGUGUCAUAACUCCUACUCUUCUAUAGCUCAACAGAUCCACGAUGGGAAAACUAUACUCCACCAUUUCUACUUUUGAAUUCAGAAAUCAGCACAGGAACAGUUCUCACACUACAUUUUUGUCGUCCUUCUGUACAGCACCUUCUCAAAUCG